Clonostachys rhizophaga is the source of this 1656-nucleotide messenger RNA. The record is from the annotation of a GenBank genome assembly. NCBI's taxonomy places the organism in Eukaryota, Fungi, Ascomycota, Sordariomycetes, Hypocreales, Bionectriaceae.
AUGUCGGACAAAAUCGCGGGCGAAGAAGAACAUGACUUAGAUGACAACAUCGAAAGUCGGUCCAUCGCGCUUCCCGGCGCGGAGGGUCUCCAGCGUCGACUGAAUAAUCGCCAAGUUCAGCUGCUCGCCAUCGGGGGAUCCAUUGGUACCGCCCUUUUCAUCACCAUCGGCAAUGCGGUAGCUGCCGGUGGGCCUGCCAGCUUGCUUAUCGCUUUCACUGUUUAUUGUGGCAUCCUUGCCUGUGUUAGCAAUUGCGCCGCCGAAAUGACAACCUACAUGCCAGUCGAAGGGGGUUUCAUUACUCUUGCUGGCCAUUGGUUCGAUGAUGCUCUGGGCUUCAUGGUCGGCUGGAAUUUCUUUCUCUAUGAAGCUGUUAUGGUCCCUUUUGAGAUUACGGCCAUCAACCUCCUCCUGAAGUUCUGGUCUGAUAACGUCCCGCCUGUCGCUAUUUGCAUUGUCUGCAUUGUUCUCUACGCUGCUAUCAACUUCAUGGCUGUCGGUGUCUUUGGUGAAGCUGAGUUCUGGCUGUCCUUGGGUAAAGUCAUUUUGAUUUUCAUCUUGAUGUUCUUUACCUUCGUGACUAUGGUAGGCGGAAAUCCUCAAGGUGACGCCUAUGGGUUCCGCUACUGGAGCACUCCUGGCGCCUUUGCAACUUACCGGUCUGAAAGCAAUUUGGGUCGCUUUGAAGGAUUCUUAAAAGCCAUCUGGAUCGCCGCCUUUACCAUUGUUGGUCCUGAAUAUAUCUCAAUGGCAGCCGCUGAAGCAAAGUCACCUCGCAUCAUCAUUAAGAAUGCCUAUAAGACUAUCUACUGGCGCUUUUGUUUGUUCUUCAUCAUGGGGGCUAUCUGUGUUGGUAUCGUCGUCCCCUGGAAUGACCCGACACUUCAAGCACUCCUCAACGGCACCUCCGAGGCCUCUGGUGCCGCUGCAUCCCCGUACGUUAUUGCUAUGACCAAUAUGCAGAUUGAGGGUCUCCCGCAUUUAGUCAAUGCCCUUCUACUCACCUCCAUCUUCUCUGCGGGCAACACGCUUUUCUACUGUGCCACCCGCUCCUUGUACGGACUCGCCAUAACCGGUAGGGCACCUUCGGUUCUCAAGAGGACCAUGCGAGGUGUUCCCGUGUACUGCUUUGUGGUUACCCUUUGUUUCUCCUUCCUAUCCUUCCUUCAGCUUAGCAACAACAGCUCCGAAGUUAUUGGUUGGCUUGUUUCAAUUGUGACAGCCGGAGGCCUCAUUAACUUCAUCGUCAUCUGCCUCACCUACCUCAACUGGUAUAGGGCUUGCAAUGUUCAAGGGUUUGACCGCCAGUUGCUGCCCUAUUACGCAAGAUUCCAGCCUUACUCCGCCUGGAUCGGUCUCAUUAGCCUCAGUGUCAUUGUUGUCUUUUACGGCUACGCGGCGUUUGCACCGUGGUCUGUCGCUGCUUUUUUCCAGAACUACACCAUGCAAAUCAUUGCCCCUAUCCUUUAUUUUGGCUGGAAAUUCAUCAAAAAGACAAAAAUGGUUAAGCCAAGCGAGAUGGACCUCGUCUGGCAGGCCCCUGUUAUCAGUGCUUAUGAGGCUACUGUCACCGAACCUGUUCAAAGUUUUUGGGGCGAGAUAGUUGGCCUGGUUGGAAUUAGACGCAAGGAGAAACCUUCGCAGAGCCAGGGCUAA